AUAUUUUUCUCACCACACUUUUAAACGUUGUUAACUCGAAUUGUUUUCAACUGCAAUAGCAACGUUAAACCAAGUCCGUGUUAUAAUGUUAAUUCCCAGUUUUUGCGUUGGGCCUGGUUCAUUUUGGAGAAAUUGGAUCAAAAUCCAAAAAAUCAGGGAUCAUUUAGCCGAAAUUCUGGUUCAUUUCAAGAGUUAAUAAAACGACGUAACUUCAUAUGGUGACGGUACUGAUUAUCCAAAUCGCAGGCGAAGUGGGUGAGCAGCCGGAAAGUACAUAUUUACCGAAUUUGCACAAUUCAAAAUCAUUAUGACAGGACGCACCACCAUUUGACCGUUGCCACAACGUUCCAAAAUUCCAAAUUUUAAAAACCUUUGCUUUCUCAUCUCAACUUACCGUUGCCAAACGUCCCACCGCUCUUCGUCCUACCAAAGCUCUCUUCUGUUUUCUUACUCUUAAUUGAGCAUUCCCUUCUCUUUUUAUGACUUGAAAAUUGAAAAAUCUUUGAUUCUUUCAUUUGGGUCCUUCUUGAGAGAAGAAGUUCCGGAAAUUAUGGCAACAUUGGCACCUGGGAUUCUGCUGAAGUUACUUGAUGGGAUGAACACUGGGGUCAAGCCAACUAGUGAACAUAGGAGCUCACUUUUGCAGGUAACUGAUAUUGUACCGGCAGAUCUUGAUGAGAAGAAUCUUUGGCCUAAACAUGGGUUUUACAUCAAGGUCUCAGAUUCUUCGCAUUCAGUUUAUGUUAGUCUUCCUUCAGACCAAGAUGAUUUUGUUCUUAGUAAUAAAAUGCAACUUGGGCAGUUCAUUUAUGUUGAUAGAUUAGAGCCUGGCUCUCCUGUUCCUGUUGUUAAAGGUGCAAAACCGCUCCCUGGAAGGCAUCCAUUAGUUGGGACACCUGAGCCGUUAAUGGGUUUAAGAGGAAAGGGGGAGAAAAGUGAGAAGAAACAAGAUUCUAAGCUACAUAGAAGAGGUUCUUGGGGAAGGGGUCCUAAUGGGACUGAUGAGAUUUCUUCUCCUUUAUUAUUAAAGCCGGUUCCAUUGGAUUUUGAUCAGUGUACUCCGGUGAAAGAGCGAUCUAUUUGUGUGAGAACUCCAAUGAUGUCUCCAAUGAUAAGAAGGAUAGGAAAGGAUGGGAAUGCUAAUGCUGGUGUAAGGUGCUCUUUUGGUGGGGGGUUGUUGGCUAAAGUGGUGGAUACUAAAGGAGAAAGUCCUGCUUUGCUUAGGAAAAGCUGUGUUGCGCCUUUUUCUGCCUCAAGGUUUCCUCGGAGCAAAAGUGUCUGCGACCGAGAUCCUAGGAUCCCAAUUAGUCCUCUCAACUCAGCUGAAAAGAAAAGUUCAACCCCACCACCAACUUUAAGGCGUGGAUGGGGGGUAGCUGCUUCCCUCAAUAUGGGUGGAGAUGUACAGAACAACUCCAACCCACCGAGUGUUACUGCACAACAACCGGAAUCUCACUUUGAUAGUGACUCAGCCCUUGAUAAUAGGACAAGUCUACCCAUGACUUUGCACGGUAAGCUUGGCAUGUUGGGCAAGGAAGCUGUGCUGCAGCGAGAAACAGCUCAGAAGAUCGCUCUUCAAGCACUAAGAGAUGCUUCAGCCACAGAGAGUUUAGUUCGCUCUCUUAAGAUGUUUUCCAAUUUGAGCAAUUCAGCAAAACCAGAUGCACCAGCUGCAUGCUUCGGUCAGUUUCUGGAAUUUCACGCCCAAAUUGUACAGAACGUGAAUGACAUAGCAUCCAUUCAAGCAGCUACUGAAAUGGCACAAAACUCAAAAGCUGAACAGAAAGAUCAACAAGGUGAAGAUAAGCCAGCAAUCUUGCAUGAAAUUGUGCACAACUCAAUGGACCAAAGCAGGAAUACAGAGCUGAGUUCAUCAAAAAGGCGAGCUGCAUUGUACAAGUCAAUUGCAGCCUUUCCCGAGAGAAGUGAACAGAAGACCAACAUUGGGAGGCUCCUAAGGUCAAAUUCUAACCCGAAGAUCUCUUCAGAUAAGAGACCACCAUCAGCUCCACUUGGCAAGCUGCACCCUGAAGGUGUGGGUGAGAAUGAUGAAAACAAGAAACCAUUAUCGAGCAGCUUAAGCAAUACAAUAAAAUUGGGUAAGCAAAUUGAAACAGAAGCAGGAAAUUGGUUUAUGGACUUCCUAGAGAAAGCUCUGGAGAAUGGUAUGAAGAAAUCCAAAGGCACAGCUGAUGGAGAUACUAGGAAAGUUCCUCAGUCUCUCAUACUCAAGGUUAUUAAUUGGGUAGAGGUAGAACAGUGUUAUGGUAACAGGCGGCCAGUUCAUCCAAAAGCAACACAAAUAGCGAGAAAGCUAAGGAUUAAGAUGAAGAACCCUUGAAUUGUUGGUCCACGUAGUUUUAUAAGCAGACUUUUCAUGACGUUUUUUAUUGUUUGGUUUCCAGUCACUUUUUGAGAUUGUAUCUCUUACAUUAUGUACAAGUUUUUAUGUUACCUGUUUUGAUGAUUGUUUGUUGCACCUGCCUAACUUUUGAUGAUUGACAAAAAUGUUUGGAAAUGUCAAGUGAACAGGAUUCACAUCCCAGGAUUGAAUUUGAAAACAUUUUCUUCCGACUGAUCAUUGACAUCUGAACAAGUCUCUCAUGUAUUCCUCUAAAUCCCCCUUACUUUUCCGAAAUGAGUAAUUGAUUUCAAUUUUCAAUCUUACAAAGAAAAGUUGAAGAAAAAGAAAGGGUAAAACAAAAGCAACAUUUUUUGCUUGUU
Messenger RNA from Durio zibethinus, 2724 nucleotides. Lineage: Eukaryota; Viridiplantae; Streptophyta; Magnoliopsida; Malvales; Malvaceae. The record is from RefSeq and is a predicted model, not a curated record.